Molecule: messenger RNA, 2418 nt
Organism: Effrenium voratum
Lineage: Eukaryota; Dinophyceae; Suessiales; Symbiodiniaceae
Source: the annotation of a GenBank genome assembly
AUGGGUGGCGUAUUGGACUACACAUUGGCCGUCUUCCUUGCCAUCUUGCACGCGAGUGCAUCCUCGUUGGAAGCCAUCAGCCGGAAUUCGCCAAACUCGCGACUUUUCCCGCAUGUCAGUGGCCAUGUGCUCCAGCCGAAGCAUACGGCAGUGAAGGGGCCCAAGGCCACCAACAAGUUCUGGACGAACUGGAUCAUUUCAGAUGCGGUGGCUGGCAACGGAGCUGUGCACGCAAUCUAUCCCAUGCCUUAUGUGCUCAAGCUGGGAAGCAGCCGUGAGCUGAAGGCAUCUCACAAUCCCGAGCCAACGAUGUGGUACCAGGACGGCCGGCUGAAGGACAGGGACGGCAGCCGCCUGGAGUUGUACCGCACCCCCUUCGUGGGGGAAUUCGCCCUGGGGGCGGUGGAGCUUGGAGGUCAACACGACUUCCAGCUCGUGAGCGAAGGAAUAUUUGGCAUCCAUGUGGAGGUGAAGAAUGACCAGGCAAAUGCGUCCAUGGUGUAUCCCAUUUACAGUGGCAUGGCCUACGUUUCCGCGCGCUACUCGGGGGCGACCCCCAAGGUCACGACAGAGCGAAGAAGCUUUGGAGACGUGACUGCCUUCAACAAGCUCCAGAAGGUCAAGCCUGGAGUUUGGCGGGUGAGCACUGGCCACCAUCCCUUGAGCCGGCGGCCGGCGGAGAUUCGUAUCUACGUGCUGGAUGCGAACCUCCGCUUUGUGGACGAUACCUUUGAGCUGGCCCUGUCAUGCGACGCCUACUGCUUGGUGCUGAACAAGCCGCUGGAGGGCUGGGUGCGAGCAGCCCACGUGGUGGCGCCAGAAGACGCCGAGGUCUUGGACGCCCAUGCGCGCGCCAUUUUGGUUGGCUGGGACCUGGAGGUGGAGGACGGCAGCGUCCGAUACAAGUUCCAGCUGGCCGAGGGCCAUGACGUGCCCGAGCUGCUGCACUGGGCUUACGCUCAUCACGAGAAAAUGCUGCAGCAGAAACCUUCAGGGCAAACUCGGAUGGCCAACCUGACUGCCAGCCAGGCGCCCACCAAGGGCACCAUGCGCGGGGUGCUGGGCAACGAGUGGCACUUGGAGGUGCCCUUCUUCAACCAGACAGACGCCUUGGACUUCUUGCCGAAAGCCAACCUCACGGACCGCCGGGAACUGUUGGCAGCGGAAGCAAACCAGUCGCUGCAGUGGCUCCAGAAGAACUGGCGCGCGGCCAUGUUCAAGUCAGACUACUACUUCAGCGGCAAGGGCUUUCAGAAGGUGGCCAGCGUGUGCCUCCUGGCGGAGCAGCUGCUGAGCCCGCAGCAGUCAGAAGCGUGCAGUGACCUCCUGGGCCAGGCUUUCCAGUGCCUUCUAACUCGGGAGAAGAAGCAAGACUGCGUUGGGGCCCCCAAGGGUCUCGUUUACGACAUGGACUGGGGUGGCCUGCCGAGCGCGUUGGGCUACAACGCGCAGUGGCAUUCCAACCCUGUUCUUCACUGCAUGCUGGCAGACUUUGGGAAUUCUUGCUACAACGACCACCACUACCACUUUGGCUACUUCGUGGUUGCUGGAGCCAUCCUCGCAAAACUUCGGCCGGAGUGGGUGAAUAACACCGACUUCGUAGAUUAUGUCGAUGGCCUGGUCCGAGACACGUCCAAUCCUAGCAGCGAGGAUGAGUAUUUCCCUCGCUUCCGUUCGUUCGAUUGGUUCGACCUGCAUUCCUGGAGCCGGGGCUUGGCGCCCAACCCCGCGGGCAAGGACGAGGAAUCCAUCUCGGAAGAGCUAAACCUCCACUAUGGCAUUCACCUGUGGGGGAGGCAAACAGGAAGAGCUUCCUUGCAGAAGAUGGGGGCAGCUAUGUUGGCCCUGGCCAUCACCACGGUGCAGGAGUUCUUCUUGAUGUCACAGGGCAAUCCGCACCAUCCGCAAGACUACGCGAGGAACCGAGCGGCUGGCCUACUGCUGCAAAAUGAGGCGCGGUAUUCCACGUACUUCGGGAACCGCUUCGAGUACAUCCACGGUAUCCAAAUGCUUCCCUUGACUCCGGCUUUGAUGCUGGCGCGAACUCCCGAGUUCAACAAGCUCGAAUGGAGUGAAAUCCUGUGCAACUUGCCGCUCUCUACUGCAGAUCGCUGGACUUCCAUACUGCUGACUGGCAACCUUGCCAUGUUCGACCCGGAGACUGCCUUUGAACGCUUGCAGAAGAUGAGCCCGCAAAAGAUGGACGAUGGGCUGACGAAGGCAUGGGCUCUCUACUGGGCCAAUGCGCAGGCCAAUGGCGGCAAGGGCAACUGGAGCUGUGGCAAGCCUCCCUUCCACGGCCCCCGUGUUUGCCCCACAGGCCAAUACCGGUCUGGAGUGCAGUGCGUGGCUUGCCCGGCGGGCACCUACAAUAACCUCACGAACCAAACCAGCCACGAAGCCGCUUGGAUGCCUUGA